GGGCGUUUAUAUUGUACUCCUAGUUUCGCAGUUAGUGUUGGUUUUAUGUCGAUGUCAAACAAGAACAAGAUGGUUUUUAAUAAAAUAGAAUUAGUUUUUAUUUGUCUAGUAGCUUUUUAUGGUAAACUUUAUUUAAUUUUGAAUGUUUCUUAAUUUUACUAUAUUAAUCAAUAAUAUUUAUAAUAUAGGUGUAAGUUACGGCGAUGAUUGUAAUAAUGAUUUAACCAGUAAAUCAACUGCUGUUAAACUCUCGCAUGAAUUAUUUUGCUCUUAUGAUAAAACCGUCAGACCAGUGAUCAACCAAUCGACCCAAAUAAUUGUUCACACUUCAAUUUUCAUUUAUAAUAUUCAUUUGGUAAAUCAAAUUCAAUUAUUAUGUUAAUAUUCAUUAUAUUGAAUCUAGGUCAAAAUAAACAAUGUUAAAAAUAUCCAAAUUUAAAAAACGCUUUUAUAAAUAAACAAAACCAUUUUUAAAUGUUAAAUAAUUAAAUUAGGUAGAUUAGUAGAUGGCACUUUAUUUUCCAAUAAAAUAAUGUGAAAAUUGCAAAAACAAUAAUUCGUUCUGUUACGUCAAUUCCGCUUUCAUGCAACAUAAGUUGUGUUUAUUUAUCACCCAAAUAACAAAAAUCAUUCUUAAUAACUAAUUUAUUAAGAAUUAUUCUUCUAUAGAAAUCUUCUAUAGUUUACAAUCACUUAAUGUGCUAGGUACAAGAACAAAAUCAACUCACAAAAUCUGUGUGUAGGUAUCUUUUUAUUGUCUAUACAUUUUUUUUUCCAUGUACAAUAUUAUAAUUUUAUAUAAUAAUUUAUUAUAUAAGAUAUAGUGUUAUUUACUAAUAUACGUAAUUCAAUUAUUUAAAAUUUUAACUUACAUUUUAUUUUAUGUUAUUUUAGCAUGUCGACGUUUCAAAAUGUUUGUGUUUAUUUUUAAAACGUUGAAUAAAUUUGGAUAUUUUGACCGAUUACUAUUAUAUUAGGUAGUGAGUAAGGGUUACUUACCCUUCAAUAACACUAUAGAUAUCUACAUAUAUAUAUAAAAUAAUUAGUGACUUAAACAGUUAUACCUAUAGGUACUUGUAUUAUUAUCUCAUAGGUAGUAGAAACCUAUAUACCACUACCCAAUACUUAAAUUAAUUUAUGCAAUUUAUUCAUUAUUAUUCGUCUUGUUUUAUUUUAGUUAGAAGAUUGGGAGGUUGUACAGAUCAAUUUUCAAUUGUUAAUGGUAAUAACUAUAAUAUUAUAUUAGAAUAAUAUUUGUAUUAAUUAUAAUAUUAUGAAUAGUGUACCAACUUAUAUAAGUUAAAAUGUUAUACUUAUGUUAUAGAAGUGGAAAGAUGAAUUUUUAGUUUGGGAUCCUUCAAAAUAUGAUAAUAUUAAUUUUAUGCAUACAAAUUCGAAACAAAUUUGGAUACCUGAUAUCAUGUCAUACGACUCGUAAGUUAUUUAAUUUAUUUUACUUGAAAUAUAAGCAGAAGCAGAGUGGUGGCUAAAUUCAUAUCGGGAGAUUAAAAUUUAUCCGGGCCAUUUAAUAAAAUACAUACCUAUAGGUACUUACCAAACAAAUUUUUCUUGAAUUUUAAUUUGAACCAGCGAUGAUGUGAAGAUUUUAAAUUAACGGGAGCUAAAUACUUUUUACUUGAGACAUGGGUGAAGAUAAGAGAGGUCGUUGAGUUUCAACCAAAAAAAAUGUAGAAAAAACUUUACAUCAGGUACCUAUGUAUUUUAAUGCUUACUUUAAACGAAAAUUUAAAAAAUAAACUUAAGGGAUAGGUUAAGUACUUAUUGUAAGACCAUAAUAAUAUGUGUUUCGGCAUAACUUUUUACUAAUUUUUUAAAUAAUACAAAUAAGUAAAAUAUUUUUACCCAUAAAAAUAACAGGCCAAUUGAAAAUUCCCCGGUCUGACACAUAAAUGACGGUACUAGUAUUAAAUUCAUGUGAUUUUUAGUUAGUACCAAUCUUCAAACGAUACGUAUCAAAAUUUGACAACAGUCCGACCAUUAGUUUUUGAAAUAUUGCAUUAUGAGUGUAGCUACUUUUGUUAUUUGAAAAAAGAUGGAAAAAAAAGAAUUUCGUGUGCUGAUAAAAUAUCGCUUUUUUGAAGGGAAAAAAUACAGUUGAAACAAAAUCUUGGCUUGAUGAAGAAUUUCCGGGGUCUGCACCAGGAAAAUCAACCAUCAUUGAUUGGUAUGCUAAGUUUAAACGUGGUGAAAUGAGCACCAAAGACGGCGAACGCAGUGGACGCCCAAAAGAGGCUGUUACCGACGAAAACAUCAAAAAAAGUUCACAAAAUAAUUUUGAAUGACCGUAAAGUGAAGUUGAUCGAGAUAGCAGACAUUGUGAAGAUAUCAUCUGAACAUGUACAUCAUAUCAUUCACGUAUAUUUAUACCUGAGAAAGCUGUGUGCAAAAUGGGUGCCACGUGAGCUCACAAUCGAUCAAAAGCAACAACGUGUUAAUGAUUCUGAGCUGUGUUUGUAGCUGUCCAAGCGCAAUAAACCUGAAUUUUCGCGUCGAUAUGUGACAAUGGAUGAAACAUGGCUCCAUCAUUUCACUCCGGAGUCCAAUCGAUAGUCAGCUGAGUGGACUGCACACGAUGAACCGAAUCCAAAGUGAGGAAAAACACAACAGUCAGCUGGCAAGGUUAUGGCAUCAGUAUUCUGGGAUGCGCAAAGUAUAAUAUUCAUUGAUUACCUCCAAAAGGGCCAAACCAUCAACAGCGAUUAUUAUAUAGCGUUAUUGGAUCGUUUAAAGGAUGAAAUCGUUAAAAAACGGCCUCAUUUGAAGAAGAAAAAAGUGCUGUUUCAUCAAGACAACGCACCGUGUCACACAUCAAUGAAAAUAAAGGUAAAAUUGUAUGAAUUGGGUUUCGUAUUGCUUUCGCAUCCACCGUAUUCGCUAGAUCUGGCCCCCAGCGACUUUUUCCUGUUCUUAGACCGCAAAAGAAUGCUCGCUGAAAAGAAAUUUAACGCCAGUGAAGAAGUAAUCGCCGAAACUGGGGCCUAUUUUGAAGCAAAAGACAAAUCGUACUACGAAAAUGAUAUCGAAAAGUUGGAAGUUCGCUAUAAUCGCUAUAUCGUCUUCGAAGGCAACUAUGUUGAAUAAUAAAAUCGAAUUUUGCCAAAAAAUUUGUUUUACUAUGGUAGACCGGGGACCUUUCAAUUGGCUUGUUAUAAGGCCACUAGGCAUAAUACGAUCCAGACCAUCUGGAGAAUUCUUAUUUCCAGAUCGCUCACUCCGCCCAUGCGUAUAGGUACAAUAUUGUACAUUUAAAUCAAUUUAUAUGACAUAUUUAAUGAAAAUAUUGCCCCCUACAUGAAAUAAUUUAUGUAAGAGUACAGCACUUAUAUAUCCAAAUUGUUAUUAUUUUAAUUCGUUAAUCGCUACCUACAUUAGGUAUUAAGUAGUUACAUAGCAAUAUAGGCACGUUUUUUUGUUAUCAACAAGAUAAUUAAAACAAAAUUUUAAUUCCUAAUGUAUUAACGGAGUAAUAAUAUUUAUGAAAAUAUUUUUCAGGGGAUAUUCAGUGGAAAAUAGCUUAUCAUCAUACUUUUUACCAGAGAGUAUGGUGAAAGUAACUAAUGAAGGUUUAAUUGAUUACAAUCAGCGUGUAACGCUAUCUGCUCAAUGCUCAGCCAAUAUGGCCAAAUGGCCAUUUGAUUUCCAUAAUUGUUCUUUUUUUAUAGGAUCUCCUAUUUACACCAAUAAAUAUGUCAAUUAUACUUUCACAAACAAUGAUGUAAGUAAUUAUUAUAUUAGGAUGUUAUAAAAAAUAUAUAUAUAUAUAUUUAGUUUUACACCAAGCUAUGUCAUAAAAAUGGUGAUUUCAUAAAUAAUAAAAAUAUUAAAUUUAUGAUAUUUAAACUUAAAAAUCAGUCAUUUGCUAUCAUUACAUCUACAGAAUUUAUAGUUAUCUUUUUUUUUUCGUUAACAGCCCAAGGGCUGGUUGGCAGCAUUCCUUCAGUCUUCACCCUUCUCUGCUUUCCGCUUUAGUUCAUAGUAAUCAUAUGUUUCACACCUUAGAUCCUUAACUAAUUAGCUUAUGUAUUCAAGAGGUAGUUUUUCUCUACUAUUCUUCCUUCUAUGGAUCCUUUUAUUAUUCUAACUGGUAGAUUGUUACAUCACAAUGUGUGUCUAAUAAGUUGUGGUCUUCUAAUCUUCAGAGAUUUUAGGAAGCUUCUUUCUUUUUUUGCUCUAAAAAAAACUUCCUCAUUCGUUAUAUGAUCUAUCCAACUUAUUUUAAGAAUUCUCCUAUAGCACCAUACUUCAAAUGCAAGUAUGUUCUUUUCUUAUUAUCCGAGUCUAUAAACUACCAUAAAGUGUUACGCUCCAGACGUAGGUUUUUAGUAAGUUUUUCCUUAUCUUUAAAUCUAUAUUUCUAGAAGUAAGAAAGCUCUUUCUUUUUUGGAAUGCACAUCGUGCUUGUUGUAAUCUUUAUUUUAUUUCUUCAGAGUGUCCUCCAUCAUUUGGUGUUGUACUUCCCAAAUACUUAUAUUCAUCAACUACUUCUAGUGUGCUAUCAUCUAAUUUUAUAACUGGCCUAGUUGUUUUAUUUCGACUACAGGCGAGGAUUUUAGUUUUUGACUUAUUUAUUUUUAUGUUGUAUUCCUCCCUGAAUAUGCUAUUCAUGGUCGUUAGAAUAUUUUGUUAGUCUUCUAUAUUCUCCGCUAUCAUCGCUGUCAUCAGCGAACCGUAGCAUAUCUACUUUUUCGCCUUGAAUUUUUAUUCCUACUUGUAUUAAUUCUCUCACUCGAUUAAUUACUUCUUGUACAUACAGGUUGAAUAAACAUGGGGAUAAUGAAUAUCCCUGUCUUACGCCUUUCUUAAUUUCUGCUAUUUCCGACUGUCUCCGUAGCGUACUACUCCUGUCUCGUUUUUAUAGCGACUUUUAAUUAUUCUUCUAUUUGAAUGUGCAACCUCUGUUUUCUUCGAAAUCUGAAAUAAUGUUCCCUUGUUUACAUUGUCGAACGCUUUCUCUAAGUCUACAAAUACUCUGAAUGUUGGUUUGCAAGUAUAGCUUCCCUCGUGCCUCUUUGCUUCCUAAAACCAAACUGGUCUUCGGAUAAUAAACUAUCUAAAGUGUUUUCUCAGCACAAUACGUGUAAGAAUUUUUGAUACGUGUGAAAGCAAGCUUAAUUUUCUAUACUGUUUACAUGUAUUUACUCUUGCUGUUUUUGGUAUCGGCAAUAUUACGCAUUUUGUAAAAUCUUGCGAUAUUUUCCCCGUUUCAUAGGUUCCAUAGACUAGUUCAUAUAGCAUCUUUUGACGUUUUCUCCACUGUUCUUAAUAAAUUCUGUUAGUAUUUCAUCUACUCCGGGUGCUUUCCUAUCCUUUAACUCAUUUAAAGCUUUUUCGAAUUCCUCCUUCAUUAUGGGUUGGUCUUCGCCUUCUAAGUUUAGUCGAUCUUCCUCUUCUUCAUCUUCAACUAUUUGUGUGUCUUGAUCCUCUUCCUCAAUGUAUAGUGAUCUAAUGUUAGUUAAAAAUAUGAUUUCAAUCAAUUUUUCAAACAAUUUAAUAUGUAUAGUAUUACCUAUCCAGACUAUAAUAUAACAAUAGAAGUGCUCAAUUUACACUUCAAAAUUGGAUUUUAAUCCUUUCUUAAAUCAGAAAUUGGUUAAGGGGCGGAGUUAUAUAAUUUUAUUUCAUAAAACAAUGAUGAUAUUACGUUUAAAUGUAUAAUUGAAAACAAAAAUGUAAGUGAAUAGAGGUCCAUAUUUUUUAUAUAGAAGAUUAUAUUACUAACCUAACCUACUACCUAGGUAGGUACCAUAAACAAAAUUGCUUAAUGGAGAAAAAAAACAAAUCUAAAAUUAUAUACUCGCUUGUAAAUGUUCAUUUCUUUUACUAACUACCCACAUUUAAUAUAUUUUUAUAUAGGAUAUUUAUGUGGAUUAUAGUCCAAAUAGAGAAUGGAAAAUUAUUAACGUAGAUCACAAAUGUAUCUUCUACAAUUAUGAUACUAAAGAUAAUGGUUCAUUUAGUCAUUGUCUUAUACAGUAUGAUGUAAGCAUAAAGCGAUAUUCAUCCAUGUACCUUUCAUCCAUUAUUAUUCCAGCAGUUGGUUUGUAAAAUGUUUUGCCAUAAUAGAAAUUAUUCACCUAUAUAUUUUAAAAAAAUUAAAUAUUUAAAUUUCAGUCAUAUCAUUGAUGAGAACUUUUACAUUUUUGAUGGGUCGUGAAUAUACACUUCGAAUAGUGUUACUUUGUUUGUUCUUCAUUUCUGAGUUAUUGUACAUAGAAUUCUUGGAUACAAAAAUACCAAAUAAUGGUGAAAAUAGUGUGUUCAUAGGUAUGUAUAAAAACCUACCUAUUAUAUAAAACUGCAUAAUAUAAUCAAUUUUUUUUUUUCUUUAAAUUUUAGUUCUAUUGUACCGCAAUUCUCUAAUAUUAACAGCAGUAGCAAUUGUCAUAUGCGUUGUCAGUAAUGAACUAUAUAAACAUGGAACAGAAGAUUUUCCUAUCAACCCUCCUGAAUGGAUUAAGUCUGCUUCAGCAUUUCUUUUAAGUAAAAGACCAAUUACAAUAUUCACUCAUUUUAAUAACCAGGUAUGUUAUAAAUAAUAUACUUGUAGUAUACCUACUAUUUUUUAAAUUAUAAUAGAUAGUUUUAUUUUACAUAAAAAGUGAUUAUAUUUUAGAGAGAAGAACUUUUAAAUGAACAAAAUAUGGAAGAAGAUACACCUAAUAGUCAAAGAGACAAAAAUGGUUUAUUUUGGAAAACACUAUCAAUCUUAUUAGAUCGUUUGUUUUUUUUAUUUACUCUUUUAAUCUCAAUAAUUAAUUUUUGGUACUUAAUACCCUAAAUUAAAUUUAUUUGAGAAUAAUAAAUAAAUUAACAAAAUUUACAUCCAUCUUAUUUCUGUUUAUAAUUUUGAAUAAAUUUUACUGUAAAAGCUUCACAACAUUAACAAUACAUACAAAUAAUUUUAAUAUCUUAUUGCACUUGAAUUAUUUAUAAUACUAUUCAAUUAUUUACCUACAGUCUACACGAUACUUUCUGUAUUAAAUAUAGAUACUUUGUUUAAACACGUU
This is a messenger RNA of Cinara cedri, 7028 nucleotides long. NCBI's taxonomy places the organism in Eukaryota, Metazoa, Arthropoda, Insecta, Hemiptera, Aphididae. The record is from the annotation of a GenBank genome assembly.